GGUCUCGGUUAGAACGGUCUUCCUGGAGUCUAGCUCAAGUCUCUCCUGCUGCAGCUUCCGGGCUGACUGAGGAGGUCUGGGAGGAGGGGGCGCUCAAGAAGAGGCUGGAGUCAGGGACACCCCCUCCUUCCUACGCUGCGAGCGCCCAGACGACGGCGAGAUGACGGCUGGGAGCCCCGGAGACUGCGGGGAGGUGCGGAGGAGCCCCGAGGGCCGCGUCUCUCGCCUGGGCCGCCGCCUCGGCCGCCGCCGGCGCCCACGCUCGCCACCUGAGCCUCUGCGGGUGCGGGCGCGGCUGCGACUGCGCUCACCGUCGGGGGCUUUCGCGGCGCUGGGGGCGCUCGUGGUACUGGUGGGCAUGGGCAUCGCAGUGGCCGGCUACUGGCCGCACCGUGCCGGGGUUUCAGGGCCUCGAGCUGCGAAUGCCAGCGCGCCCCCCGUGAGCGAGCUGCGACGCGAGGGUCGUAGCGCCGGCCGGGCCCAUGGUCCGCACGAGCGGCUAAGGCUCCUUGGGCCGGUGGUCAUGGGCGUGGGCCUGUUCGUGUUCAUCUGCGCCAACACGCUGCUCUACGAGAACCGCGACUUGGAGACACGCCGGCUUCGCCAGGGCGUGCUGCGGGCUCAGGCGCUCCGGCCCCCCGACGGCCACGGCUGGGACUGCGCUCUUCUCCCCAGCCCGGGCCCCAGGACUCCCCGAACCAUAGGCUGCGCAGAGCCAGAAAGUUGGGACCUGUCCCCGUGUCGGGGAACUUCACCCGUCCCGUCAGUGCGGAGUCUGCGUUCAGAGCCUGCUAACCCUCGCUUGGGGUUACCUGCCCUGCUCAACAGUUACCCGCUGAAGGGCCCCGGACUACCCCCACCCUGGGGUCCUCGGACCCAGACUGGCCAUGUGAUUAUCACCGUGCAGCCCUCUGGUUCCUGCAUCGAACAUUCCAAGUCUCUGGACCUGGGCCUUGGGGAGCUCCUGCUUGGGGCCCCAGUAACUCGGGACUGUGCUCACCGAAGCUGGCCACGGCUGGACCGCCUCAGUCUGGGGGGUUAUGCCAAGCUGGGAGGAGGAGGGGACUUGGGGGCCCAGGUUUGAGCAGGGACAGCCUGCUGUGAGGCUACAGCAUGGACUGUUGUAACAGGACCAGAAGUCCCAGUGUCCACUAGAUGUUUCAGUCACAUACCAGACUGGGGAUGGAUGCUCUGGUCCCAGCAGCUGCUAUGGCAUCCUGGUUUGCAUGUCGGCGGAGAAAUGCCAACUGCACGAGGAUUCAGUAAGCUGGAGAGAAUGUGUUUUAAUGUGGAGUCUAGAGACCAGCAUGACGUGGCCUCAGGAAUUCCUUCAGCCUCCAAAUGUGGCCUUAGCCCUGACCAGGUACCUGACUGGGGCCGGGGGUUCAGGCCAGGGUGAUUGAGAGAUGCACCUGCUGUCUUGGCAAAACCCAAACUGGUGGGCAAGGACCCCUAAGACUUGGAAAGUGGGCUGGGAUGUUACUGGCUAGGACAGGUUCCCUCCAAGGUGUCACUGGUGAUGGGGUUUGGGCCUCCAGUGGACAAUGGGAUAGAGCUGAGACCUUCCACUGCCAUCUGGGAAGGGGACUGAGCCUGUAACUCCUACCACCUCAACCCCUUUCUGCCCUAAGCCAUGCAGGGUACCACCCAUUAGGGCUACACUACUGCCAAUGCCUCCACACCGAGGGUCUGGCCCUUCUUCCCAACGGGUCUGAGAAGCCCCUUCUCUCCUCUGUUGUGGCCUGUGCUGCAAAAGCUCCCUCCAGUUGACAAAGAGCAUUUGCCAGUUUUCAAAGAUCUUUUAUAAGAUAUUAAAGCUGCAUUUUGGCCAAUGUGGGUAGCUUAGGUUAGAAAAUGGUUUGAAUGUGGUUCUCCCCCAUGUUUAAUCUUUCUCCUGGUAAGGGAAGAGAGCUUUAAAAGUCAAUCAAUCCUCACAGUCUGUUUUUUUCUUUUUAAGUUUAUUGAAAAAUGCAAUACAAGAAGCAAGACCAAACACAUAUCUAAGUACUACAACCACUUCUCUUACUACAAAAGGCCAAAACAGCAGACUGAAUUAUUGCCUAUUUAAUCUUAAGGAUUUUGCCAAUUUGAUUCUGCUGCCAUAGUUCCUAUUUUGUUAAGAAAUGUAAACAACUACUUGAUAUGAUCCAUGAUUUUUAAAAAAUUUACAAAGCUCCUUCAUUUUUGUCACCAAAAUAAUACGUUUGAGAGAGAUUUGUAAAAACAACCAGCCUGGGGCUGAGACCCUGGGAGGUAUCUCCCAUAGCCACUCCUUGGUGUUGGUCAGGCCACAGCCCUGGCUUCAUUUCCCAAGGUGAACUGCUGUCCCCUCACUUAGCUGCCCUACAGAACAGACAGUGGGGGCCUAGAGGGGGCCUGGGGGCUAGGUUCUGUGGGCCCUCAAUUUAUACAUUCAGAUCCUGCUUUGUGGGUGGGUUGGGUGGCAGAGACCUCAUGUGGCUUAGAGGAAGUCUUUAUUUCUCAAGUGAAAUAAAAAUAAAAUUGCAGCAAGA
Molecule: messenger RNA, 2513 nt
Organism: Manis pentadactyla (Chinese pangolin)
Lineage: Eukaryota; Metazoa; Chordata; Mammalia; Pholidota; Manidae
Gene: TMEM200B
Product: transmembrane protein 200B
Exons: 2
Coding region: 161-1084 (307 amino acids)
Source: RefSeq, a predicted model, not a curated record